Fragaria vesca subsp. vesca is the source of this 1709-nucleotide messenger RNA. RefSeq lists its product as uncharacterized. NCBI's taxonomy places the organism in Eukaryota, Viridiplantae, Streptophyta, Magnoliopsida, Rosales, Rosaceae. Gene Ontology annotation, molecular function: tRNA adenosine(64)-2'-O-ribosylphosphate transferase activity. Gene Ontology annotation, biological process: charged-tRNA amino acid modification. The coding region runs from base 121 to 1611 and encodes 496 amino acids. The transcript has 8 exons. The record is from RefSeq and is a predicted model, not a curated record. Gene Ontology annotation, cellular component: cytoplasm.
GUGGACCACAUGUGUCCCCCUUCUAGUUAAGUUCCCAGUUUCACUGUCCCCGCCGCAAAAUCACAAACCAAACCUUUUCCGGCGAAAAAGUACCGACCAGAAAAACAGAACUAGUUUCUCAUGGAAGAUGACGAGAAUACUCAUCAGCUGAGCAUAUACAGAGCCGCCAGAAGCAUAAAGCGCAGGGACAAUACCCUCUAUAACGCGCUGAGAUCCAUCUACGACGACUCUGUUUUCGUCGGCGAGAUUUUCCAGCUCUGGCCCGACCUCCCUCUCCUCGCCAACCUCCGAUGUGGCCUCUGGUACUCCCCAACGUUCCACGCCACGUGUUACUUCAAGUCCACCGACGGCCACAACAACAACUGGUCCUUCAACACCUCCCGCCUCAACCUCCACGUCGCUCAGCUCGCAGGACAGAAGGGCGGGUGUUUCAUUGUGGAUGCAACUCGGAGAGGGAAGCGGUUCCCGGACAGCAUGUCGAAGACGAUUCCGAUUUGGGCUUGUGUUUUGAACCGUUCGAUUCAUAACCAUAGGGAAAGAAUGCGGCAGAUUGCUCUUGGGGAGUCGAGUGCUUGUGAUAAACAUUCUGUUGAUACAAGACAGAUGCCUGUUGAUUGGGAUUGUUCCUUGCAUCUUCCGCUUUGGGUUUCCGGAACAGAGAGAGCUUCUAUUGAGAAGCGAUUAGAAGAAUGGACUCAACAGUUGGAUGCGAGUGGGGCUGAUAUUAGCUCUCUUGCUUCUUGUUUGAAAAAGCCUUUACGCCCUUUAUGGAUAUCACAGAAAACUGUAAUAUGGUUGAAUGAAGUUCCAGACCAUGAGUCCUGGGAUUUCACACCUAUCAUUCUUGUCUCGGCCUCAUCCCCUAGUGGUGUUGUGCAAUGCAGGACUAGUUCAGAAUUUAGCUGGAAUUAUAUACCGGGAGCUGGUGAUGAUGAAGAAAGUUGGGCAAGAGGUUUAACACCUAGUCUUUUCUGGAAUCGUGCCUAUGAUAUUAUAAAUGCAGGGCCUGAAAUGUGUAAUCAGAUGGUGGCUGAUAUAGUUGAGAAGGAUAGAGUGUCUCGUGCUCGAAGGGGACAGGAUGCUCCUCAGGUCACUGUUAAGGCCCCAAAUUUGGUACCGAGACCUGAUCAUUGUUUGAAUAAUGAUGAGUCACAGUUAGCUACGGAUAUUGCAAACAUGAAUAUCAAUCGAAAUUCGUCUGAUGAAGAUUCUGUUAUAUCUUGGCUUGGUUCGACUAACCUUGCUGUAGGCACAUCUCAAAAUGCCGGAGUAUCUAAAGUUGACUGCAUAUUAAACUGUGAUAAGGAGUCUAUCUCUGCUGAUCCUAAAGCAUAUUUACAUCUUCCGAUGCUGACAUCAAAGUUUGAUCGCUUCUCCUUGUUAAAUAAUCUCCCUUCUGCAGUGAACUUUGCAAAGUGGAACCUCAGCCAAGGGAAGACGCUUCUAAUUUGUUGUGAUAAUGGCGAAGAUAUCAGCGUAUGCGUCUGUCUGGCAAUCUUGACAGCCUUAUUUGAUGAUGAAGUUAUACGCAUAUCUUUUUCUGUGGCUUCUAACCAUGGACUAAUGCAACUUUUUAAGGGGAACCUUCGAUGGGGGAAACUUCUUCAGUGAGACAUGCAUUACUAAGUUGGAAAUGCGGAGAAGACUCAUUACUGUCUGCAAAUAUGUAGUAAAUGCUAGGCCAUCAAGAGGGAAUCUGAAGCAGGUUU